Molecule: messenger RNA, 2135 nt
Organism: Sorghum bicolor (sorghum)
Lineage: Eukaryota; Viridiplantae; Streptophyta; Magnoliopsida; Poales; Poaceae
Product: cytochrome P450 78A5
Exons: 2
Coding region: 223-1842 (539 amino acids)
Molecular function (GO): oxidoreductase activity, acting on paired donors, with incorporation or reduction of molecular oxygen; monooxygenase activity; heme binding
Source: RefSeq, a predicted model, not a curated record
ACUUCUUCCAACUUAUAAUCCAAGCAACCAACUAUAGCUCAACACAUCUCUCCUUGUGUUCUCAUCUAUAGCCAUCUAAGUAGCAAUUGCAUUAGCAACCAUAGUAGCACCUGCUAUGCACUAGUCAGUAAUCAGUACCACACAUAGUUUACACACACACAACACACACAAACGCACACACAAAAAAGACUUUACACACUUAGGUUAACUAUACAUAUAGCCAUGAAGACUGAAGUAAUCACCACCAUGAUCUCCUUGGUCUUCCUCGUGCAUUUCGCUAUCACCAUCAGCCCUAACGCACAACCUUCAUGGCUCUUCUCUCUCAUGUCUCUCUCCCUUGCCGUGGUGGCGGUCAUAGUGCCAUUAGUAGUCACCACCACUUGCCAUGCACGUAAGAAUACCGACGCUACCACCACCAUCCCGGGGCCACGAGGGUGGCCGCUGGUAGGCUCCCUGCUGGUCGUGUCGGGCCCACUCAUGCACCGUCGCCUAGCCGCGCUGGCCGACGCGCAUAGCGCACGUCGCCUCAUGUCGCUCACCCUCGGUGCCACCCCCGUGGUGAUCAGCAGCCACCCAGAAACGGCGCGAGACAUCCUCUCAGGUGCCGCCUUCGUGGACCGCCCGCCUAAGGCCGCAGCCCGGGAACUCAUGUUUUGCCGUGCCAUCGGGUUUGCCCCCACUGGGGAGUAUUGGCGUCGCCUCCGUCGCAUCACGGGCGCUGGCAUGCUCUCCCCGCGUCGCAUGGCCAUGCUCAGGGGUCUUCGCUGCCGUGUUGCCGACAGCAUGAUCCAGCGUGUCGCGGACCAGAUGGAGAGGUCCGGGGAGGUGGCCAUGAGAGCCUUGCUCCAAAGGGCCUCCCUAGAGAGCAUGGUGGGUAGCGUGCUAGGCCUCGAGGGUGACGCUGUUUGUGAGGAGCUGGGUGAGAUGGUGAGGGAAGGGUAUGAGCUCGUGGGCAUGUUCAACCUAGAAGACCACUACUACAAGACAUCAUGGGGCCCGUUGAUGGACCUUUGGGGGGUGAGGCCCAUGUGCAGGGAGCUGGCUGCUAUGGUUAGAGGGUAUUUUGGGAAGAUCAUUCAGGAGAGGAGGCUGGCAGGGGACUGCCACGAGAGGGCCGACUUGCUUAGCUAUAUGCUUUCACUUCCAGAGGAGGAGAAGUUGGAGGACUCUGAUGUGAUUGCUGUGCUGUGGGAGAUGAUUUUCCGUGGCGUGGACGUCGUGGCGAUUCUCCUGGAGUGGGCCAUGGCCCGCAUGUCACUGCACCCAGACAUCCAAUCCAAGGCCCAGGAGGAGAUGGACGCAGCGGUGGGCGUCCGUCGUCGUCGUGCCAUCACCGACUCCGACGUCCCCAACCUUGCCUUCCUCCAAUGGAUCCUCAAGGAGACGCUCCGGAUGCACCCGCCGGGCCCGCUGCUCUCCUGGGCGCGCCUGGCGGUGCAGGACGCGCGGGUGGGCAAGCACGUGGUGCCGGCGGGGACGACGGCCAUGGUGAACAUGUGGGCCAUCUCGCACGACGAGGCCAUCUGGGGAGACCCCUGGGUGUUCCGGCCGGAGAGGUUCGCGGCGGCGGCGGCCGGGGAGGAGGUGAGCGUGCUCGGGUCCGACCUCAGGCUGGCGCCGUUCGGGUCCGGCCGGAGGGUGUGCCCUGGCAGGAUGAUGGGCCUCGCCACCGCGCAGCUCUGGCUCGGACGCCUCCUGCAGGAGUACCGGUGGCUGCCGCCGCCGGCCAAUAAGCCCGUCGAGCUCGCCGAGUGCCUCCGCCUGUCCAUGGAGAUGAAGACGCCCCUCGUCUGCCGCGCGGUUCCUCGUCGUCGCGGAGGACGGCCUCCUGCUGCAGCUUGAUGGGCCACUGUGAUGAUGAGCUCCUUCGGUGCUGUGGCCACUGUUGGGCACCAGUGUAAAAUUAAAUCCUUGUGUGUUUGCCUACUACUCGUUUACAGUGUUGUUUGUACGUACAAUCAAAGAUUAUUGUAUGUAUGUGAUGUGAUGUGAUGUAUCUGUGCCCGGCCGGCCUAUAGCUACGUGGCUAGACACAUGAGUAUAGUUUGCACUACUCUGAUAUAUAUAUAUGUGUUAUACUUGUACCUGCCUUGUCAGAACGUUUUAGUUUUAACUUGAUUACUACAUUUUCCCUA